CUGUAACAAGUCUGUGAUCAGCCACGGGACAGAGGAGCCAGCAGCCUGCCUGUGACAGGCAUCAGGUUAGCUCGCUCCCACUCGGGUGGCGCGCCCAGGAUAUAAAUCCAGGCUCGGGCCCUGCUGCCGCUCUUCUUCCUGCACACUCAGGAGAGGGAGUUUGCUUGCAAAGACCUUCGCUUUAUCUGAAGCCGCACAGCCAGCCCGGCGGGGCUGCGCUGACUUGGUGGAGGGGGCCGCGGCGGCCGAGAGGAAGCCCGCUGGGGUGGGGAGGGCAGGUGUCUGCAGCCCAGAGAAGGAGAAGGCCCUGGUGGGCCCCAGCCCCUGGCCUCGUCACAAGGGAGGUCUCGAGGCACCGCAGACCACACAUCAUGUGGGCCCCGGGGUGCAGCCGGCUCUGGUCCCGCUGCGUGCAGGCGGCGGUGCUCCUGCUGCUGUUUGGGGCGCCCCCGAGGGGCCUGGCACUACCGCCCAUCCGCUAUUCCCAUGCUGGCAUCUGCCCCAACGACAUGAACCCCAACCUCUGGGUGGAUGCCCAGAGCACCUGCAAGCGGGAGUGUGAGACGGACCAGGAGUGCGAGACCUAUGAGAAGUGCUGCCCCAAUGUGUGUGGGACCAAGAGCUGCGUGGCCGCCCGGUACAUGGACGUGAAGGGCAAGAAAGGCCCGGUAGGCAUGCCCAAGGAGGCCACCUGCGACCACUUCAUGUGUCUGCAGCAGGGCUCUGAGUGCGACAUCUGGGACGGCCAGCCCGUGUGUAAAUGCAAAGACCGUUGUGAGAAGGAGCCCAGCUUCACGUGCGCGUCCGAUGGCCUCACGUACUAUAAUCGUUGUUACAUGGACGCCGAGGCCUGCUCCAAGGGCAUCACGCUGGCUGUCGUCACCUGCCGCUAUCACUUCACCUGGCCCCACACCAGUCCCCCGCCGCCCGAGACCACCGUGCGCCCCACCACGGCCUCCCCGGAGACCCCGGGGCUGGAUACGGUGGCCCCGGCUCUGCUCAACCACCCUGUGCACCAGUCGGUCACCGUAGGCGAGACCGUGAGCUUCCUCUGCGACGUGGUGGGCCGGCCCCGGCCGGAGAUCACCUGGGAAAAGCAGCUGGAAGACCGGGAGAACGUGGUCAUGCGGCCAAACCACGUGCGCGGCAACGUGGUGGUCACCAACAUCGCCCAGCUGGUCAUCUACAACGCCCAGGCCCAGGACGCCGGCAUCUACACCUGCACAGCCCGCAACGCCGCCGGGGUCCUGCGCGCCGACUUCCCGCUGUCCGUGGUCCGCGCGGGUCAGGCGGUGGCCGCGUCGGAGAGCAGCCCCAACGGCACGGCUUUCCCCGCUGCCGAGUGCCUCGAGCCCCCCGACAGCGAGGACUGCGGGGAGGAGCAGACCCGCUGGCACUUUGAUGCGCAGGCCAACAACUGCCUCACCUUCACCUUCGGCCACUGCCACCGCAACCGGAACCACUUUGAGACCUACGAGGCCUGCAUGCUGGCCUGCAUGAGCGGGCCGCUGGCCGUGUGCAGCCUGCCCGCCCUGCAGGGUCCUUGCAAGGCCUACGCGCCCCGCUGGGCCUACAACGGCCAGACCGGCCAGUGCCAGUCCUUCGUCUAUGGCGGCUGCGAGGGCAACGGCAACAACUUCGAGAGCCGGGAGGCCUGCGAGGAGUCCUGCCCCUUCCCUCGGGGCCACCAGCGCUGCCGGGCCUGCAAGCCACGGCAGAAGCUCGUCACCAGCUUCUGUCGGAGCGACUUCGUCAUCCUGGGCCGCGUGUCCGAGCUGACCGAGGAACCCGACGCGGGGCGCGCCCUGGUGACCGUGGAUGAGGUGCUCAAGGAUGAGAAGAUGGGCCUUAAGUUCCUGGGCCGGGAGCCGCUGGAGGUCACCCUACUCCACGUGGACUGGAGCUGCCCCUGCCCCAACGUGACGGCGGGCGAGACGCCGCUCAUCAUCAUGGGCGAGGUGGACGGCGGCAUGGCUGUGCUGCGGCCAGAGAGUUUCGUGGGCGCGUCCAGCAGCCGGCGGGUCAGGAAGCUGCGCGAGGUCCUGCACAAGAAGACCUGCGAUGUCCUCAAGGAGUUUCUGGGCUUGCACUGAAGCCGCUUCCCCUCUGCCCCUCCCCGGUCCCCUCCCUGGCCCUCGUCCACCUCCCCACCCCCCACGCCCCUCAGUCUGCAGACUGGGCAAGGUCAGGCUAGACAGUUAGAGGCCAGCGGGGAACAAUCCACUGGAGAUUCUUAGAACAAUUUCUAGUCUUAGGCUCAAGAAGGGGUCUGUAUCUCCUGUAGCUGCAGGGGACAAAAGGAGAAGCCAAGAGACACCUGCAAACCAUUCCUGAUGACUAGCUGGCUCGGGCAUUGCAACCCUUUCUCUUUGCCCGCCAGUCCCUUCCGGUGGCUCUUCAAGCCCGCAGCUGGCUCCCAGCCAGGCAGCCAGAGAUGGCAUCUGCAUGGUCAUGGGAAUCACGGAAUGAAUCGGUUUGCAAAAGGGGUAGGUGGGGAGAGAAAGGAGGGCCCAGGGACUCUUUGGACAAAUUUCCCAGAGCCCCCUAGAUCAUUAGGAACAGAACCACCUUCAUGUUAGGGCUUGUAGGAAGUGGGGGUGGGGCAUGGUCUGACCCAGCACACACCUCGCCCUGAGGUGGUGGUCAGCUUGUGCUUCGGUAAGGGUGCCCCGUGGUCUCUGAGGCCACCAUGGCACCACAUUCUUCGUGUUUCUCCUUGGCUUUAUUGGUUGGUUUAUUGAUUGUUUUGAUUGUUGAUGUAUUAAUUUAGCUCUGUUCAGUCCGACUCAGUGGGCAUUUUCUGAACAAUUACUGGGUGCCAGGCGCUAGGACACAGAGUUAGGCACUGCCUAUCCCCUAGUGACUGAAUGUGAGUGUCCAGAUCCCAGGGUCCCACCCCCUGGACCCCCAUUCCCCAACCCUGGCCCCCAGAAACAGACCCAUGGCUGGUCUUCCCAGCUGUCAAAUGGUCCCGUCUGAUGGACAGUGAGCUUUCAUCUGCCACCGGCCUCUUUGGACAGAAAGCAGAUAGAAGCCCCAGGAUCUGUUUUGGUGGGAAGGGAGAUAAAAGGAAA
Mustela erminea (ermine) is the source of this 3074-nucleotide messenger RNA. It is a transcript of the gene WFIKKN2, whose product is annotated as WAP, follistatin/kazal, immunoglobulin, kunitz and netrin domain containing 2. Gene Ontology annotation, biological process: negative regulation of transforming growth factor beta receptor signaling pathway. The record is from RefSeq and is a predicted model, not a curated record. Bases 372 to 2093 code for a protein of 573 amino acids. Gene Ontology annotation, cellular component: extracellular region. Gene Ontology annotation, molecular function: receptor antagonist activity; serine-type endopeptidase inhibitor activity; transforming growth factor beta binding. The transcript has 2 exons. NCBI's taxonomy places the organism in Eukaryota, Metazoa, Chordata, Mammalia, Carnivora, Mustelidae.